AUGAAAAAUAAUCGGAGGAGAAGGAGUGAUCAACCUACACAUCAUCUUGUGACUGCCACCUAUCUGGAUCCAAAGAAAUAUUCAACAUUUAUUAAUAUUUGGAUUUAUUUAGGAUUGUUAUAUGGUGUACAAUAUUUACAAUAUUUAUAUUUAAAUUCAAAAAGUAAAAAAUGGAAAUUAAAAUUACAGCAUUGGAGUGAUUUGGUCAACAAGUACAAAAAAGGAGAAUUACAACGAUAUCAAUAUUCAUCAUUUAAAUAUGAUUUAUUACCACAAUCUGUAUAUAAUUCAUUAAUGAUCUUUUCAAAGGCUUAUUUAGAUGGAAGAAUUUCUGAAGAUUCUGAAAAUUCAUCAUUGAAAUUACCUCCAAAUGUAUUAUUGGGAGCAUCUUUUAUCAAUUCUUUAGAAAAUGUGAUAUUUGAAAAGAGUUCAACCACUCGUAGGAGUUCUAUUCAUCAUCAUCAUCCAUCGAUAGAUAGGAAUGACCAAUUUCAUCAAGUGAUAUCCACCAUUACACCAUUCGUAUUAUCAAUGGAUGAACAUCAAGACAAUGAUUUGUCUCAUAAUGAAGAGAAGGAAAUGAAUUCGAGUGCUCAUCAUGACAAUGACUCGAUCCCUAGUAACCCUCCUCCUACCUUUACUACUACUACUACCAUCAACCCUAUCACCACCACCACCAAUACUACUACUACUACUACUACUACCAUUACUACUACUACUAAUACCAUCACCACAAACAUUAUGAAUACCAAUACCACCCACAACACUACUCCUGCCAAUAUCAACACCACCAACACCACCACUGCAUCUUCAAUUCAUUCCUUUGAAGAAAUGGCUCAACGUGCAACUCAAUCAAUCAUGGACAAGUACGAACAAUUACUCCUUCUUGAACAACAAGAGGAUGAUUCUUAUCAAAAUUAUUAUGCUCAUCAAUUACCACCAUGGAAAUCGAGAUUUAUUGCAUCACGGAUUGAUGAAUUUCCAUCGACAAGAGAAGAAUUAGAACACGAAUUGAAAACUCUAAAAAUAGGUAUGGAAGAAAAAGAACUAGAAGGAGAGCAAUCCAACGAAUUUGCAAAAUAUUUAUUUGAGGAAUUUUUAGAUGAAAUGGAUCCAUGGAUCAAUUAUGAAUUGCAGUCCAUCGCAACACCUCCUCCUACCCAAAACAAGAAGCAAUUAACAACUCGUACUACCUUAAAUCCAUUGAGAAUUCAUUACAUUUUAAAUGACAUUGAAAACGAUCGAAAGAGAAUCAUUCGACAGGCCAUUGAAUCUUUCAGAUAA
Naegleria fowleri is the source of this 1284-nucleotide messenger RNA. RefSeq lists its product as uncharacterized. Bases 1 to 1284 code for a protein of 427 amino acids. The transcript has a single exon. The record is from RefSeq and is a predicted model, not a curated record. NCBI's taxonomy places the organism in Eukaryota, Heterolobosea, Eutetramitea, Acrasida, Naegleriidae.